GUGAGUGUGCGAGGCACGCGGUUGCGUGCCUUUGUGCGAGCGCAUGUGGGUUGAGAAACAAUAUACUAUUUGCUGAACACAACUGCUUGGAGUUUGGAGUUUUAUUAUUCAUCGCUACAACGAAUCUGCAUUUAAACGGGUAACGUCAUCAUCGUCGUUACAGUAGCGACAGCAUGGAAACUAACGUCACGGCGUCGGUGGCGGCGGCGAAAGACGCUGGGAGAGUGACGGGCGAUACCGGUGAAGACAUGAAAGAGGUGGAUGCCAAGAACCAGACCUUUCUCAUCAUUGUCAGUUACCACCGCAGCGGCUCUUCGCUAGUCGGUGAGAUAUUCAACAACCACCCGGAUGUCAUGUACUUCUUCGAGCCGAUGGUCGUCUUCCCCGAAUUCCGCGCACACGACUUCGACCCGUGGCUCGCGCGCAAGCGCCGCACCAUCGCCCACGGCGCCACGAUCGCCUCCGACGUCUUGGCCAACGCGGCGCGCCUGCUCGCCGACAUGCACGCGUGCGACUGGAGCGGCAUCGCCGUCUUCAGCAACGACCACCGCCGCUGGCCGAGUUGGCCGGCGUUCCUGAGCCGCAGCCGCGCGAUCGCGCGCGCCGCCGGCUGUGACGCGCGCGUCGACGUCGACCGCAGCCGUGGCACCCUCUCGCUCGCUUUACUCUUCGGAACCUCGCCGCUCGCGUUGCCCAGACUCGUCGCCAGGGCGCGCCGCCGCGGCUCGAUGCGUGCUGCAUGA
Molecule: messenger RNA, 743 nt
Organism: Priapulus caudatus
Lineage: Eukaryota; Metazoa; Priapulida; Priapulimorpha; Priapulimorphida; Priapulidae
Exons: 3
Coding region: 174-743 (189 amino acids)
Biological process (GO): N-acetylglucosamine metabolic process; sulfur compound metabolic process
Molecular function (GO): N-acetylglucosamine 6-O-sulfotransferase activity
Source: RefSeq, a predicted model, not a curated record